AUGUCAGGCGACUCCCAUUGCAGUAGCUCUCGCUAUAUACCGCCAUGGACCCAACCUUACAUUAUUGGUGUGGCAGGUUGUUCGGGGUCCGGUAAGACCAGUGUGGCCCAGAUGAUCAUUGAAGAGAUCAACCAGCCCUGGACUGUGUUGUUAUCGCUGGACAAUUUUUACAAGAGUUUAAGCCCUGAGAUGAGUGCUAAAGCCUUUGCUAAUGACUACGACUUUGAUAAGCCAGAUGCGCUUGAUCUAGACCUGCUGUUCAAAUGUGUCCAAGAGCUUCGCAAUGGUCGCAAGGCAGAGAUCCCAGUCUACUCGUUUGCCCAUCACCAGAGGACUGAGCGCACUACCACAAUAUAUGGAGCUAAUGUGAUUAUUAUAGAAGGUAUAUAUGCUCUUUACAACCCGGACUUGCUGGAAUUGAUGGAUACCAAAGUGUAUGUCGAUACCGAUCUGGACAUAUGUCUUGCUCGGAGACUGAACCGAGAUAUAGUCCACCGUGGUCGGGAUUUGGAGGGGAUUUUGAAACAAUGGCAUCGGUUCGUGAAGCCGAACUCAGAGAGAUUUGUGAUUCCAACAAUAAGUUCUGCGGAUGUGGUUAUUCCGCGUGGAGCAGACAAUACUGUUGGAAUAGACAUGCUCACGAAACACAUUAACAAGCAGCUGGAUAUCAAGUCGCGGGAGCACCUGAGUCAUCUUGAAAUGCUCAGUCAGUCAACUGAAGCUUUGAACUAUGAGAAUGUAACCAUUUUGGAGGAGACGAACCAAUUAAAGGUGAUUAAUACCACACUUUUCGAUCGUGAGUGUGAUCGAACCGAGUUCAUAUUCUUCUUUGACCGAAUCGCCAUUUUGUUGAUCAAUGCAGGGCUCGAAUUUCUGGACUGUCGUGAAUCUGAAAUCCGGUAUACUCCGGGAAACCAUGCUUAUCGCUUUAUGGAGCAAUUGCAUGCGGUUGUCGCAGUCAGCAUCAUACGGUCUGGAGACUGUUUCAUGGACUCACUCAAGAAGACCUUUCCUGAGCUAACCGUUGGAAAGUUGCUGAUUCAGCAGGAUACUCACACUGGUGAACCACGUCUUCACACUGAACGCCUUCCAGACAUUGCUGGAAGAAAAGUGUUUUUGCUGGAUGCGCAAAUCGUCUCUGGUUCUGCGGCGAUCAUGGCGGUUCAGGUUCUGGUUGAUCACGGAGUUGCUGAAGCUGAUAUUGUGCUGGUGUGCUAUCUGGCGACUAAGGUGGGCAUUAAACGGAUUUUGCGCGCAUUUGGCGGCAUUGCAAUUGUAAUCGGGAAGCAGCAAAGUGACGAGCAGGGCUCGUCUUUUUUCAAAAGCAGGUUCAUUGAUGCGCAGUAUUUUGGGACUAGUUAG
This is a messenger RNA of Kuraishia capsulata CBS 1993, 1362 nucleotides long. RefSeq lists its product as uncharacterized. Bases 1 to 1362 code for a protein of 453 amino acids. NCBI's taxonomy places the organism in Eukaryota, Fungi, Ascomycota, Pichiomycetes, Pichiales, Pichiaceae. Gene Ontology annotation, cellular component: cytoplasm. The transcript has a single exon. Gene Ontology annotation, molecular function: kinase activity; ATP binding. The record is from RefSeq and is a predicted model, not a curated record.